This is a messenger RNA of Fundulus heteroclitus (mummichog), 4280 nucleotides long. Its product is annotated as ephrin type-A receptor 7. Lineage: Eukaryota; Metazoa; Chordata; Actinopteri; Cyprinodontiformes; Fundulidae. Gene Ontology annotation, molecular function: ATP binding; protein binding; transmembrane-ephrin receptor activity. The record is from RefSeq and is a predicted model, not a curated record. Gene Ontology annotation, cellular component: plasma membrane; neuron projection. Gene Ontology annotation, biological process: cell surface receptor protein tyrosine kinase signaling pathway; axon guidance; protein phosphorylation.
CUGGCCGCUCCGUCAUCCAGACGGUGGCUGCGCAGCGCACUCUGAGACGGUGCGUCUCUGCAGCGGAGCGUCGACAGGCGGACAGAAAUGAGCAGAACCCCGCAGACUGGGCCCCGCAAACAUGGAUCUCUGUAGUAUUGUCAAUGUGCUGCUGUGGAUUUUAUUCCUGCGCCGGGUCCAAGUCUGCCGAGGAGAAGAAGUGGUGCUGCUGAAUUCCAAGGAGACUCAGGCAGAGCUUGGCUGGACCUCUUAUCCUCCCAAUGGAUGGGAGGAGAUCAGCGGCGUGGAUGAGAAGUAUAAACCUAUUCGGACCUACCAGGUCUGCAACGUGAUGGAGCCCACGCAGCAGAACAACUGGCUGCAGACGGGCUGGGUGCCACGUCGAGGCGGACAGCGCAUAUUUGUGGAGCUGCAGUUCACGCUGCGCGACUGCAACAGCAUUCCUGGAGUGGCCGGGACCUGCAAGGAGACGUUCAACCUGCUGUAUGUGGAGUCGGACCGGGACCUGGGUGAGGUGACCCGGGAGGACCGCUACACCAAGAUAGACACCAUCGCUGCCGACGAGAGCUUCACACAGGGCGACCUAGGAGAGAGGAAGAUGAAGCUCAAUACAGAGGUGCGAGAGAUCGGCCACCUGAACAGGAAGGGCUUUCACCUGGCGUUCCAGGACGUCGGCGCCUGUGUGGCUCUCGUGGCCGUGCGCGUUUACUACAAACGCUGCCUCGCGACCGUCCAGAACCUAGCCGUGUUCCCCGACACAGUGGCUGAAGCAGCCUUUGCCACUCUGGUGGAAGUCCGCGGUACCUGCGUCAAUAACUCUGAGGUGGACACGGACAGCCCUCCCAGGAUGCACUGCAGUGCUGAGGGCGAGUGGCUGGUGCCCAUCGGGAAGUGCAGCUGCAGCGCCGGCUAUGAGGAGGGACACAGCAGCUGUGAAGCGUGCCCGCCCGGAUCCUACAAGAUGUCGUCGCGGCAGCAGGAGUGUUUUCCCUGUCCGGCCAACAGCGUGGCGGAGGAGGAGGGCUCUGUGGUGUGUGUGUGUGAGGAAGACCACUUCAGGACUCCUCUGGACAGCCCGUCUGCUCCCUGCACCAGGCCCCCCUCCCCACCCAGAGACCUGCUGUUCUCCCUGAGGCAGUCCUCGCUGGUCCUGGACUGGGCCCCGCCCUCAGACACGGGGGGCCGCGUGGACCUGACCUACAGCGUGGGCUGCCGGCGCUGCGUGGAGGGCCAGUGCGAGCCCUGCGGGCCCAGCGUGGGCUUCGUGCCUCAGCAGGUGGGGCUGACGGAGCGCACCGUCACCGUGGUCAACCUCCUCCCCAACACCAACUACCGUGGGCUUCGUGCCUCAGCAGGUGGGGCUGACGGAGCGCACCGUCACCGUGGUCAACCUCCUCCCCAACACCAACUACACCUUCACCGUGGAGGCCCUGAACGGCGUGUCGGACCUGCUGCCCAGCAAGAGCUUCUACACGCAGGUCCACGUGUCCACCAGCCUGCCCGCUCCGUCUCUGAUCAGUGAGCUGCGAGCGGAGAAGAUCGAGGAGAAGAGCAUCACCCUGGUGUGGAGAGAGCCCUCGUACCCGAACAGCAGCCGCACCGAGUAUGAAGUCAAGUACUACGAGAAGGAACAAAGGGACCAGAGUUACUCCACCGUGAAGACGGCAGCCACCAGGAUCAGCGUCAACAACCUGAAGCCCGGCACCACCUACGUCUUCCUCAUCCGCCCCUUCUUAACCCCAGCUCCUUCCUCAUCCUUGUCUUCCUCUGCUCUCUCAUCAACCUCUUCUACUUCUGCGUCCUCCUCUUCAUCAUCGUCCUCCUCCUCCCCCCCUCCCAUCGACUACGGGGCGUACAGCGCCCCCCUGGAGCUGCAGACUCUGGGCGAGUUGGCCCUGGCGUCCAGCGAACAGAACCCAGUGGUGAUCAUCGUCAUCGUGUCUGUGGCUGCCCUCAUCAUGGUGCUCUCCAUGGGAGUGGGACUGCUCAUCUGGAGAAGACAAUGCGGCUACAGCAAAGCUUCUCAGGAGGGAGACGAGGAACUUUACUUCCAGUUUAAGAUCCCCACACGGAGAACCUACAUCGACCCAGAGACCUGCGAGGACCUGCUGCAGGCCGUGCACGCCUUCGCCAAGGAGCUGGACAACCAGAGCAUCAAGAUAGAGAGAAUCAUGCACACAGGUGACUUCGGGGAGGUGUGCCGCGGCUGCCUGAAGCUGCCCAGCAAGAGAGAGCUGCCGGUGGCCAUCAAGACGCUGCGGGCCGGCUGCUCCGACAAGCAGCGCCGCGCCUUCCUGAGCGAGGCCGGCAUCCUGGGACAGUUCGACCACGCAAACAUCCUCCGGCUGGAAGGCGUCAUCACCACCGGAAACACCAUGAUGAUCGUAGAGGAGAGCAUGGCCAACGGAGCCCUGGACUCCUUCCUCAGGAAACACGAAGGCCAGCUGAGCUCCAUGCAGCUGAUGGACAUGCUGACCGGGGUGGCUUCAGGGAUGAAGUACCUCACUGAGAUGGGCUUCGUGCACAAACGGCUGGCAGCCCACAAGGUUCUGGUGAACUCCAACCUGACCUGCAAGGUGUCCGGCUUCAGACCCCUUCAGGAGGACAAGAUAGAGGCCAUCUACACCACGCUGCACGGAGGGAAGAGCGUGGUUCUGUGGACCGCGCCGGAGGCCAUCCAGUACCACCGCUUCUCUUCAGCCUCCGACGUCUGGAGCUUCGGCAUCGUCAUGUGGGAGGUCAUGUCCUACGGAGAGAGACCCUACUGGGACAUGGGCACGCAGGAUGUGAUUAAGGCCAUCGAGGACGGCUUCAGGCUACCAGCUCCGGUCAGCUGUCCUCCACAUCUCCACCAGCUGAUGCUGGACUGCUGGCAGAAGGAGCGCACCGAGAGGCCCAGUUUCAGCCAGAUCCACUCGGCGCUCAGUAAGAGCAUCCGGUCUCCGGAUGGCAUGGGCUCAUCUACGCUGGCCCGCAGAACCCUGAGCUCGUCCAUCACCCUGGCUGAGCGGCCGCUGCCCAGCUUCCCGUCCUUCAGCUCAGUGGGAGAGUGGCUGGACGCCGUGGACAUGGGCCGAUACAAGGACAACUUCACCGCCGCCGGGUACUGCUACCUGGAAUCUGUGGCCCGGAUGACCGUCCAGGACGUCCUGAGCCUCGGCAUCACCUCUCUGGAUCACCAGAAGCUGAUCCUGGCCGCCAUCCAGACGCUCAGGGCGCAGGUGAUCCAGAUGCACGGGCGGGGGGUGCAGGUCUGAGCGCCGGACUCGCCCAGCCGGGCUGCAGCAGCGCACCUCCAGGUGUGCAGGCGGAGCCGCCGAAGGAGCUCGUCCACCGGAGGAAAGGCGAGCAGAUGAUCCACUCCAUCCCUUCAGCCCUUCUUCCCGUUAACAGAGGAGAUGCGUGGUGAGACUCCAGGGGGGGGGGGGAGUCACGGGACUUUUUGUGAAUCUGGAGCCGCUGGCCCUGCAGCUCCUUCCCUUUGACCUGCUGGGAGACGAGGCUGCUGCCAUCCAGUGCCGGUGCGACCCAAUGAAUGACUGGGAGGAUGCCCCAGCUGCAAGUGUGGGCGGAGCCUCAGCAGGUGGCCACGUUCUCCAGAUGUUUCUGUGGGCGGAGCCUCAGCGGGUGGCCACGUUCUCCUGAUGUUUCUGUGGGCGGAGCCUCAGCGGGUGGCCACGUUCUCCUGAUGUUUCUGUGGGCGGAGCCUCAGCAGGUGGCCACGUUCUCCUGAUGUUUCUGUGGGCGGAGCCUCAGCAGGUGGCCACGUUCUCCUGAUGUUUCUGUGGGCGGAGCCUCAGCAGGUGGCCACGUUCUCCUGAUGUUUCUGUGGGCGGAGCCUCAGCGGGUGGCCACGUUCUCCUGAUGUUUCUGUGGGCGGAGCCUCAGCGGGUGGCCACGUUCUCCUGAUGUUUCUGGCCAAUCAGACCAGCUGGUGGAACUGCUCUGUUGUUGGCUUUUCUUUUCCUCCUCGGUGCUUCUCCUGGUUUUCCUUGUGCUGGAUGUCUUCUGGGUCACAGAAUCCCCCCGAUGUCAACGUCUACGGGCACAUCUCAAAAACUUUAGAAUGUCGUGAAAAUGAAAUCCUUUCUGUCCCUCAUUUCAGAGAGUGAAGCUCAUUUAUAGAUUUAUUAAACAGAUGGAAACAAUUCAAGUCUGAUCUCCUGUAAUUUGAUGAUUCUGGUUCACAGAGAAUGAAAACUCUGAAUAUUGUGAAAAGGGAACAUCAGCUAAUUAACUAAUUAACUAUAAUAAUUAAUUAAUAGGAUGGUCAGGAUGCC